Molecule: messenger RNA, 1547 nt
Organism: Pichia membranifaciens NRRL Y-2026
Lineage: Eukaryota; Fungi; Ascomycota; Pichiomycetes; Pichiales; Pichiaceae
Exons: 1
Coding region: 86-1429 (447 amino acids)
Biological process (GO): L-tyrosine biosynthetic process
Molecular function (GO): prephenate dehydrogenase (NAD+) activity; prephenate dehydrogenase (NADP+) activity; NAD+ binding
Source: RefSeq, a predicted model, not a curated record
AUAAAGAGUGGUGAGGUAGCAGAAGACACAAGAGCCGCGUUGCUGCAAGAAAGGAACGAAGAAGAAAGGAGCCAGCGAUACUGAAAUGACCGUACUGUCGAAGGUAGAUAUUGAGAAGCUGAAGCAGACGAAGAAGAUUGGGAUCAUCGGGCUUGGGGACAUGGGCCUUCUCUAUGCCCGGCGAUUUUCAGAAGCCGGGUGGAGCGUGUGUGGAUGCGACCGGGAGGAGCGCUAUCAGGAAUUGAAGGAGAGCAUGGCAUCGCUGUUGCCCGAGGUGGAGAUCUACCGGAACGGGUUCUACGUGUCGAGAACUGCGGACUACAUCAUCUACUCGGUGGAAGCGGAGAACAUCGAGAAGAUCGUGGCGCUGUACGGCCCAGCGACGAAGGUGAACGCGAUUGUCGGCGGGCAGACGUCGUGCAAGAGUCCAGAGAUCAGUUCGUUCGAGAAACACCUGCCGGCAGACGUCGAGAUCGUGUCGGUGCACUCCCUGCACGGGCCCCGGGUGGACACGACGGGCCAGCCGUUGGUGCUGAUCCAGCAUCGUGCGACGCAGGAGAGCUUCGAUUUUGUGGAGUCCGUGAUGUCGUGUCUCCGCUCGAAGCACGUCUACUUGACGUACGAGGAGCACGACAAGAUCACCGCUGACACUCAGGCCGUGACGCAUGCUGCAUUCUUGAGCAUGGGUGUGGCGUGGCACAACAGCCACCAGUAUCCGUGGGAGACACCCAAGUGGACCGGAGGGAUUGAGAACGCCAAGAUCAACAUCUCGAUGCGGAUCUUCUCCAACAAGUGGCACGUCUACGCGGGCCUGGCCAUCACAAACCCGUCUGCACACAAGCAGAUCUCCCAGUAUGCAAUCUCCUGCGAGGAGAUCUUCACCAUGAUGAUACAGGGGAGACGGGAUGAGCUCCGGGAGAGAAUUCUCGACGCCAAGCAGAAGGUGUUUGGCCACUUGGGAAAGGACCACCAGCUGUUGCUCGACGAUGACUUGCUUCAGCAGUACUCCCUAGCGAAGAACCCACCUGGCGGCCACCAGCGAAACUCACACUUGUCCCUGCUAUCAAUUGUCGACAGUUGGUCCCAGCUAGGCAUCGUCCCCUACGACCACAUCAUCUGCUCGACGCCCCUCUUCAGAAUUUUCCUCGGUGUCUCCGAGUACCUCUUCUGUACGCCAGGCCUCCUGGAGGAGUGCAUCAACGUCGCCAUCGAAGAUAUCACGUUUCGCCAGGACGACUUACAGUUCACAAUGGCCUCAAGGGAGUGGGCUAACGUCGUCAGCUACGGCGACUUCAACCUGUACCGCAAGAAGUUCGAGAACACACAGGUGUUCUUCCAGCACAUGUUCCCUGAAGCCACCAAGAUGGGCAACGAGAUGAUCAAGACAAUCUUGCAGCGUGUGAAGGACAGAGAAGCCGCCCAGAAUUAGAACUUUCCUUUUCCUCGUACUUAAAUACACUACGUAAAUGUCUAUGUAAAUUACAACCACUACGUAAAUGUCUAUGUAAAUUACAAUCACUGGAAUAACCAAAUUUUUAGAAUUAGCC